GUGAGUCUGUGUAUCGGCACUAAUCACAUUUUCUUUUAUUUUUGGUAAAAGUAUUGAUCCCAUUUUUAUUUCACACAUAAACCCCUCAAAAACCCAACCAAAUCCAAAAAUGGCCUUCCGGCAACUCCGCCGUACCUUCACCACCACCACCGCCAACAAACUCCCAAUAUUAUACACCACCACAGACCCCACCACCGAUAAAACCGUCACACUGCAGCUACUUUCAUGGGGUCGCGGGUCUUCCGGCCAAUUAGGUACUGGGAAAGAAGAUUCCCAAAUAUACCCAUCACCCAUUUCAUCACUAAAUCUCUCACAAAACUCUUUCCGCCUCAUUUCAUCGUGUCGUAAUGAAAACGACGACGAUCGGUUAGAAAUCGGCGUUGCGUGUGGGCUGUUUCAUUCUGGGGUGGUGAUUGAUGGCAAGUUAUGGAUUUGGGGCAAAGGUGAUGGUGGUAGAUUAGGGUUUGGUCAUGAAAACACUGUUUUUCGACCGACGAUUAAUGAUAAUUUAAGAAAUGUGAAGAAUGUUGCUCUUGGUGGACUACAUUCUGUUGCGGUUGAUUCGGCUGGUGAUGUUUUCUCAUGGGGUUAUGGCGGGUUUGGUGCUCUUGGCCAUUCUGUUUAUACUAGAGAACUGUCUCCAAAAAGAGUAGAAGGCAAUUGGGAGGGAAAGAUUGCUCAAAUUGCAACUAGUGGCACACACACUGCUGCAAUCACUGAAGCAGGUCAACUAUAUAUUUGGGGACGAGAUGAAGGGGAAGGCAGACUUGGGCUUGGUCCUGGUCGUGGUCCAAAUGAAGUUGGUGGACUCAGUAUACCUUCCAAAGUGAAAGUAUUACCAGUUCCUGUUAUUUCUGUUGCGUGUGGUGGUUUCUUCACUACAGUGAUUGCUGAUGAUGGCCAAUUGUGGAGCUGGGGUGCAAACUCAAAUAAUGAGCUUGGAAGAGGUAAUCGAGUAGGCGGUUGGAAACCUCAACCUAUCCCUGGUCUGGAGAGUGUCCGUAUUGUUCAAAUAACAAGUGGUGGAUAUCACUCUCUUGCUUUAACUGAUGAAGGUCGGGUACUAUCUUGGGGCUAUGGUGGACAUGGACAGUUGGGGCACUUUUCUACACAGAAUCAGCCUGUUCCCUUGGUUAUCGAGUCUCUAGCUUCUGAGAAAGUUGUUCAUAUUGCUUGUGGAGGUUCCUCAUCAGCCGCUGUAACUGAUGAUGGUAAGUUGUACAUGUGGGGAAAUGCAAAGGAUGGUCAACUAGGGGUUCCCGGUGUACCAGAGAUACAACCUUUUCCUAUAGAAGUUAAGUUCCUUAAUGAUGAUGAUGUUUUGGGUUCCCACAAGGUUCUUUCGGUAGCUGUUGGUGCAUCACAUGCUCUUUGCUUGGUUUCAAGGUAGCUCUUAGCAUAUCUUCAUGCGGUUCAUAAAGACUCAACCAAUGGCACAAAAUGGUAAUCACAAGAAUGUUGUUUUAGAUUUGUCAGCACCUUUUUACGCCCUAAUGAGCAAUAUCAUACCUCACCUUCCAACAUUAUUUAUCGCAGACUUUUGAAAAAGGAAGUUUACUAGUUUAGCACUCUAUGUUGCUCUUGAAUCUCAUUUUGUCGUCACAAUUCAACUAGAAGGACAAAAUAGGCAGUUUUUGGGCUUGGCAUUGUACUUAUUAGAGUUCCUGAAAAUGUAUUAUACAUUCCAUGGAGACGCUAUCAGUAAACAAUAAUUACUCUGUUGGAAGUAAAUGGUUAUAAUGACGUUG
This is a messenger RNA of Erigeron canadensis, 1748 nucleotides long. RefSeq names its product RCC1 domain-containing protein RUG3, mitochondrial. The coding region runs from base 110 to 1390 and encodes 426 amino acids. NCBI's taxonomy places the organism in Eukaryota, Viridiplantae, Streptophyta, Magnoliopsida, Asterales, Asteraceae. The record is from RefSeq and is a predicted model, not a curated record. The transcript is spliced from 6 exons.